CGUGUCUCUAUCAGCCACCGACCACUCCAUAUCUAGUAGCACUUUCCCCCGCAUGCAUUAUGGCAGCUCUUCAAGAGACAGCGGUGGAAACACUUCUGGUGGUAGAGAUUCCCGAGAUGACGGUGGCUCAUCCUCACAUGGUGGCAGUGGCAAAAUGAAUAGAAUUCCAGCAAAUCUUUUAGAUCAGUUUGAAAAGCAGAUGCCGCUGCAUCGAGAUGGCUUCCACACAUUGCAGUACCAGCGCACCUCGACCACAACUACCACUACUGAACAGCGCAACGAAAGCCCUGGGCGAAUUCGUCACUUAGUUCACUCUGUACAAAAACUUUUUACAAAGUCACACUCCCUGGAAGGGUCUUCCAAGAUGAAUGGAACUAAAGGCGACUCGCAUAGGGAAAGCUCACACCACCACCAUCACCACCACCAAGCCCACCACAAACACAGCAAACGAAGCAAGAGCAAAGACCGCAAAUCUGACAGCAGUGGAAAGCAACGUUCUGGAGGAUGGUGGAGUUCAGAUGACAAUCUCGAUAGUGACAGCACGUACAGAACACCGAGCAUCAUGUCGCGGCAUCCUGUGGACCACGUCAGUCACUGUUAUCCUGACUCGGUUCACAGCCACCUGGCUGGGAAUCUCUCACUAAAGACCUCCAAGAGUAACAACGAUGUAAAGUGUUCAGCCUGUGAGAACAUUAGCAUGGCACCGGAGGGAAAGUUCAUGAAAAGGAGUUCCUGGUCAACGCUAACAGUCAGCCAAGCCAAGGAGGCCUACAGGAAGUCAUCACUGAACCUGGAGAAGUCCAUGACACCCAUUGACAUCAAAUCCAAUCUGAGGCCAUGUCACUAUCUUCAGGUACCCCAGGAUGAGUGGGGGGGCUACCCUGGGGGUGGGAAGGAUGAUGAAAUUCCUUGCCGUCGAAUGCGAAGCAGCAGCUACGUUAAAGCCAUGGGAGAUGAGGAGAGUGGAGAGUCAGACUCCAGCCCUAAGACUUCGCCUCAGAAGUCGGUGCGACCCGACGCCCUCAUUAAGGCCAUCAUCAGACCCAAGGACCUGCUGGACUCCCAGAGCUCUUACCGUCUGGAUAAAAUCAACAGUGACAUGCAUAACUACAUCACCAAUUUUGCUGCAGACUUAAGUCAGAGCUACCACUUGCAGGCCACCAGGGAAAUACAUCCUAGCCUUGCUCUGAAUCCCUCAACCAACUACAACUCCCCCAAGUUUCGCUCCAGGAACCAGAGCUACAUGCGGGCCGUCAGCACGCUCAGCCAGGCUAGCUGUGUAAGCCAAGUGAGUGAAACAGAAGUGAACGGCCAGUUUGAGUCUGUGUGCGAGUCGGUCUUCAGUGAGGUGGAAUCACAGGCCAUGGAUGCUUUGGACCUCCCUGGUUGUUUCAGAACCCGGAGCCACAGCUAUUUGCGAGCCAUCCAAGCUGGCUACUCCCAAGAUGAUGACUGCAUCCCUCCCAUGGCAUCUACUGUCACCUCCACUAUCAGGUCAACUACAGCCAUCACCUACGCACCAAACUACAAGAAGACCCCACCUCCGGUCCCACCCCGCACCACCUCUAAACCACUCAUUUCCAUCACAGCCCAGAGCAGCACUGAGUCCAUGCAGGACUCCUACCAAGAGGGAAGGCACCCUCGCAGUGGGAUGUGGGCCCCCGAUGGCCUCGGCUUGGGGCUGAGCCCAGGCCGACCUCUCUAUAACUCCACCGACAGCCUGGACAGCGCCAAGGCUGUGACCAUAGCCAUGGAGGCGGCGGGAGUCAUGGCUGGAAAAAGACAUCCGUCCACAGACUCCCACAGCUCAGUGCUCACCUGUGACAAGGCCAUCCUGGUGUCAAAGGCUGAGGAGUACUUGAAAACACCUCGAUCGUCUAUCGGGAUACAGGUGGAAGCAGCCACGGACUCUGAGUCUGAAGGCAAAGGCUCACGGGAGUUUCACUCUGUUGGGGUCCAAGUAGAGGAUGACAAAAAAGGACAGGGAAGGUUCAAACGCUCCAACAGCGUGACUGCGGCCGUGCAGGCCGACUUGGAGUUGGAGUGCUUUCCCACCAUGGAGGACAAGGGCCUGCAGUUCGGUGGGGGUUUCCAACGGCACUCGGAGCCCAGCACGCCGACCCAAUAUGGAGCUGUACGGACAGUUCGUACCCAGGGCCUCUUUAGCUACCGCGACGAUUACCGCACCCCAGCUGAGCCGCCCAGUCCUCGAGAGACCACCAGCGAAACCACCUGGCAGCUAGAACCCCCCUCCCCUCGAGAGAGUGCAGCUUCAUCAGGCGAAACGGGAAGGGUGUCUCCCUCCCUGCGGAGAGACGGAAGCUGGUUCAUGCAGCUGCUGCACACAGAGACCAAGAGGAUGGAGAGCUGGUGUAAGGAGAUGGAGGCAGAGGCCGAGGAGAACGACCUGUCCGAGGACAUUCUGGGUAAAAUCCGAAGUGCAGUGGGAAGUGCUCAGCUGCUCAUGUCUCAGAAAUUCCAGCAGUUUUACUGGCUGUGUCAGCAAAACCUGGACCCCAGUGCCAUGCCACGACCCACCUCUCAGGACUUGGCUGGGUUUUGGGACCUACUACAACUCUCCAUUGACGACGUCAACCUGAAGUUUGACGAGCUCCAGCAAAUCAAGAACAAUAAUUGGAAGCUGGUUGAAAACCCAGAGAAGCCACCAGCUCCUGUACCAAAGAAGACAGUUCGACAGAAGAGCGCAGUAACAAGGGAGAAAUCCCUGGACCUCCCUGACAGGCACCGGCAGGAGGCUCGGCGGCGGCUCAUGGCAGCCAAGCGUGCAGCCUCCUUCCGGCAGGACUCGGCCUCGGAGCGGGCGGACAGCAUUGAGAUCUAUAUUCCAGAGGCUCAGACUAGACUUUGA
Molecule: messenger RNA, 2869 nt
Organism: Nematolebias whitei (Rio pearlfish)
Lineage: Eukaryota; Metazoa; Chordata; Actinopteri; Cyprinodontiformes; Rivulidae
Gene: dlgap2a
Product: discs, large (Drosophila) homolog-associated protein 2a
Exons: 11
Coding region: 53-2869 (938 amino acids)
Biological process (GO): signaling
Cellular component (GO): postsynaptic specialization; glutamatergic synapse
Molecular function (GO): molecular adaptor activity
Source: RefSeq, a predicted model, not a curated record